This is a messenger RNA of Danio aesculapii, 4177 nucleotides long. It is a transcript of the gene micu3b, whose product is annotated as mitochondrial calcium uptake family, member 3b. NCBI's taxonomy places the organism in Eukaryota, Metazoa, Chordata, Actinopteri, Cypriniformes, Danionidae. The transcript has 14 exons. The record is from RefSeq and is a predicted model, not a curated record. Gene Ontology annotation, cellular component: uniplex complex. Gene Ontology annotation, molecular function: calcium ion binding. The coding region runs from base 47 to 1459 and encodes 470 amino acids. Gene Ontology annotation, biological process: calcium import into the mitochondrion; mitochondrial calcium ion homeostasis.
UUCAUCUCGCGAGGAGUGCGCGCGGUCUGUCUGCCGUCACACAGUCAUGAUGGCCGCCGUCCGUCGCUUUCUGGGUCUUCGGAGCAAGUUCACCAGCUCUGCAAACGGGUUAAACAUUUACUUUAACAGCAGACGUUCACCGAGGGAAAGAGCAGCUCUGAGACGCGUAGGGACAGGGCUUUGUAUCACUCUCGGCGGGUUCGCCUUUGUUUACUACCAGCACAGUUCGAGUUCGGAUCGGAGACGCGCAGCGAGUCUGCGCGCAUUGAUUUCCCCGCUCCCAGCAGUGGCUGCAAAAGAGAAGGCCAGUGUAUCUGCUGAAGAUGAGGUGUCGUUGUCUGCACACGAGCACAGGUUCAGGCUUUUCAGCUCAGUGGAAUUUGAUGGACAGCUCUACAUGACUCCCCUUGACUUCAUUGAGUCCGUCACUAUGAGCGAACCAAAGAAAAAGAGGUUUUGGAAAUUUCUCACAAAACAGGAACUCGACAAGAUGCUGUCAGAUACGCCACCUGUUUGGAAAGGAUCGUCCCGCCUGUUCCGUAACCUGCGGGAAAGAGGUCUCAUCGCUUACACAGAGUAUCUGUUUCUGCUCUGUAUUUUGACAAAGCCGCAUGCUGGUUUUAAAAUAGCUUUCAACAUGUUCGAUGCGGACGGCAAUCAAAUGGUGGAUAAGAGGGAGUUCAUGGUGCUGGAGGAGAUAUUUCGUAAGAAAAAUGAAAAGAGAAAGGAGCAAGAAGGAGAUGCUGAGAGUUCAUCUCAACUGGUACUUAAAAAAGAGCAGCCUCAGUGUGAGCCCAGAAGUUUCUGGGAUGUUCUAAAGCUUGGUGCAAGAAUAGUUCUCUUUUCAGAUCUGAUGGAGCACGUUCCAGAAAAUGUCACAGACACAACUCUGCUGGUGCAUUUCUUUGGAAGAAAGGGCAAAAGUGAACUUAACUUUGAUGACUUCUACAGAUUCAUGGACAACCUGCAGACAGAAGUGCUUGAGAUUGAGUUCCUCAGUUAUUCCAAGGGAAUGACCACCAUCAGCGAGGAGGACUUUGCUCGGAUCUUACUGCGCUACACCACUGUAGAGAACAUCACAGGCUACCUGGAGAACGUGCAUCAAAGCAUACCUGAUGAGAAGGGAAUCACUUUUGAAGAGUUUAGGUCCUUUUUUCAGUUCCUCAACAACUUGGAGGAUUUUGCCAUUGCCAUGCAAAUGUACAACUAUGCAAAUCGCCCAAUUGGACAAGAUGAGUUUGGUCGUGCCGUUUAUGUGGCCACAGGCCUGAAACUCUCCCGACACCUUGUGAACACUAUUUUCAAGAUCUUUGAUGUGGACCAUGAUGACCAGCUGAGCUACAAGGAGUUUAUUGGGAUAAUGAAGGACCGGCUGCAUCGUGGCUCUUGGGGAUAUAAGGGUGAAGAGAGAUUCACAUCCUUUAAAGGCUGUAUGAAGAAGGAGCUCAGUGCUAAAUAGAUAAACAUCCCACUGGGGGUUUCUCUUCAGCCUCACGUCGCAGCGAAGAAAUCUGACGUUGGAUUAAAGUUCUCAGUGACUCAAAUGCAAUUAUCUACCUGACCUGUGUCCAACUCUGUAAGAUACAAGUACUGCCGCUAUUAGAUUAACACAUGCUACCUCUCUGGACUAUAGUUACAGCUUUGUCACUUGGCAGGCACUUUCUGAACUCUAUAAAAGCCAUUAACCUUAAGGGAUAACACUUUAAUGAAAUAGCCAUGAUACUUUUAUUAAUCAGAGUUAUUUAUUGACAGUCUUUUAAAUUCGUAAAUUAAUGAUUUUCAGAGUAACAUCUUUAUUAAUGAUAUAUUACUUUAUAAAUUGAACAUUUUUCUAAAUUUAAAGCAAGACACUGCAGGGAAAAGACAGUUUUUGUCCAUUUUUGAAGUUUUUUCAUUCUAAUGUAAACUAAACUAAAACAAUACACUUUUUUUAUUUCUUUUAUUGCUUUUUAGCAAUUUGUGUCUGUAGAUUUAAUUUAUAGUACACAUUUUUCACCCGUAUGAAGCCAUAAAUAUUCAUUUCAGCAGCUUUUACUGUACAUACACCAUACUUUUUCAGUUUUAUUUAUAUCUGUAUUCUGUAUUAAAACAAUAAAUUAAACUAUUAUUAAUUAAUUAAUUAAUUAAUUAAUUUGUUUAUUUAUUAAUUAUUUUUUAUUUACUGGCUGUUCCCAGUAUUUAAAGUGAUAAAACAUUAGACUCUAAUAUGGCAAAAACAUAUGACAAAUGACCAUUUUGAACCUGAACCAUUGAACAUCCAGUGUUUUCAGAUUCUUGUGCUAGAAAUGUAUGCAAAUUAGCACACAAAUUAUGCCUCAUUUGCAUAUUUAAACAUUUUAGAAGGCUUUUAAUACAAAAAAAAAUUAAGUUGAAAAAUACUUGUAAUCAUGAUAAUACCGAUUAGUUUUUUUUUACCCUGAUGUACACAUGCAGUGUCCUGCUUUAAAGAAACUAACUAAGAGUGAAAUAGAUAAUGGUGUGUACAGUUAUUUAUUCUAUUUAUUGAUCUAUUUUGUAUAAGGAAAACGUUCGUUUGGGGUUUUGAUGCCUCUUUAUUGCUGAAUUGGCAGCGUAUUGUUGUAUUUGCUACUCUAGGAGUUAUAAGCCAGAUAAUCUUUGGUUACAACGAGCACAUUGCUAACAUAGUUUGUGUGAGUUUGUCCAGUGUCCAGCAGCGGAUCAGCUUACAGCGGCUCUGACAGUGCUGAGUGCACAGAGCAAUAAUGAGACCUCAGUAAUCUCACAAUGUGCUACACAUACAGAUCCCUCUCUCCAGCUCACACACUCCUUUAACUAAUAUCCUGCGUGUGUGAAGACAAAACAACAGAAUAGUGGAAACUGAAUAUCAUAUCAUACAUUCUCAGAAAUAAAGGUACACAAGCUGUCACUGGGGUGGUACCUUUUCAAAAGGUACAAAUUAGUACCUUAAAGGUCCAUAUUAAUACCUCAAGGGUACAUAUUAGUACCUUAAAAGUACAAAAGUGUUCCUCUUAAAAUUUGUAGGUACUAAUAUAUACCUUUGAGGUACCAAUAUGGACCCUUCAAGUACAAAUGUGUACCUUUUGAAAAGGUACCACCCCAGUGACAACUUGCAUACUUUUAUUUUUGAGAGUGUAUAGGGAUUUGAUACCUUUGAUAAUCAUAUUGUACUGAAAGAUUAUUCUUCCACGCAUUGGGUAAAAAAAUUAAAAAGUAUUGCAACAUUUAUUAGAUGAUUCUGACCUUAUGGAGAAAAAAAAAAGACUCAAUCACAAAACAAAUGAACUACAAUUUUUUUAAUAUUUAUCAGUAAACAGAUCACAUUGCACCAUUUAUUUAAGUAUUUUCUUCCCAAAUGUUUUACAUGUGAAAUAGAAACUCCUACAAAUGCCUGUAAUACCCAGCCAUAAAAAUACAUGAACACAUGCGAUCCAGAGAACAACUAUUGUAAGAUAUUAACAUAAAAUGUUCCAAAAUAACAUUGCAGUUUACAAUUUCCAGAAAAAAAACUUUAAAAUGUAUCCUGCAAUUCUGACUUUUUUGUUUCUGAGAAGAAAAGUUUAAUUAUUGUGUUGAAAAAGUGUCAGUUACUAUACUGAGUAUCAUGUAAAGAAAUAGCAUAUAUAAUGUAUAUUGACUGUGCUUGAGACUUUUCAUUGACUCUCUUGUUUUAUUCUUAUAGGUGAUUAAGGUUAAGUUUCCACAUAUUACACUGUAUUAUUUAUUGUAAUUGCCUUGAGCAAAAAGCAACAGGAGAUCAGAGCUUGUUGUUUCUUUACUCUAGUGAAUAUAUACAUCAUUUAUGUAUUUUUAAGUUAACAUCUGAACAUAUGGAUAUUUUAAAGCCUUGGAUUCUUGACUUUUUAAUGUCCACCUUUUUAAACCAGAAAAUACAAUGAAUUUUAUUAAACAUACUAGCAGGGGAAGUUGUUCUAAUGGAAUGUUUAUUUUUUUCCUUUUAUUAAUAUUUAAGACUGAACUAACAAGCAUUUGAUCUUCUACUACAUUAUAAUAUUACCUUCUGUGAGAACCGUGUCAAGCUCCAGUCUCGUACAGAUUAUAGACUCUUUUAGAUGUUUAUUUCAUUAGCUUUUAUCUGGAGCUUAAGACCAUCUGUUUACAUAUUGCAAGUUGUGAAGUACUUUUCAUGCAUUUGUAUUCAUAUUGCUUAGUUUCAAUAAACUAGGAUACGCAAGCA